CACGCGCGCGCCAGUCCACGACCGCGCUUCCAGUGUGGUGUACUUAUUUGACGCUCCUCUGAUUCGCGUGAUAACUUUCGUGUAAAAGUGGCAUUAAUACUUUUUUCGUGUUUUUGCGAAAGUGUUGCUGUGCUUGUCGGAGUGUGAAAACAGUUACUGUGUGAUUUUCAAUACAUUUUGUUUAUUAUAUGUUCAGUUAAAGUGUAUUUUGGAAUGUUGCAAACAGCUCAGGUAGUGUGGUGCGAAACCUGAGGUUUUGUUAAUACGAUCUGAGCGAAUUCUAUUACAGUUGGUUUAUAGUGAAGACAGUGAUUUGGUGAUUUAAGUGAUUAACACGGUGGAAUUAUGUGUUAGUGCAUAAUGUUGAUACAGCGGCGCUGCGGUCGCAUCACGUGACGUACGUUCUCCAAGAUGGCGGACGCCAGUCCCGCCACCUCAAUUAUCGAGGGGACUGUCAAAUUUCGCGACGGGAAAAAGUGGAAGUCGCGAUGGUGUGUUAUGCGGAAGUUAUCACCGGUUGCAGAUUGCGUCCACAUUCAACUCUACAAGGACCUGAAGGAGAGACAGAAGAAUGGGCAGACGAAGGCGUCGCUCUCGUUACAGCAAUACUUGGGCUUCGAGUCGGGGUUCACACUUGACAAGGAAUCGAACACGCUCGCCUUACUGUGCGAAGAUGUCAUUCCAGUUUUAGCGUUUGAUACUAGAGAAAUUUUGAUACAAUGGAAAGUUAAGGUGCAAUACAACCUCGGGAGUAGCAAAGAGUUCGCAGCAGUCAUUAUAUCAUCUCCCACAUCAGCGAACAUCCGCCCGGGGCCUGUGAGACUCCACGCGUGCGGCCCAAGAUUGGCAUUGUGUGCUUCUCGCCCCCCUGAGGUGCUAGCGCUUUGGGACGUCAAACUCUUGAGACGAUACGGGAUGGUGGAUAAGCGAUUUUGCGUCGAAGGAGGGUCUCGCUGCGCGAAAGGGGAAGGUCUGUUUGUGUUCGCAGCGGAAGGGGGGAGAGAGCUUACUGAUAUUUUGAACGGAUACAGUCACGAUGCCCAAUCCAGACUCAGUAUAGCUUCAAGGAGUGGUUCAGUUCUGGAGAAACGUUUCUCUGACACAAGCUCCUGUAUGGACGAUUGUUUCAAUUCAUCUAUGAGGUCUGUCUCACCAUCCUGGGCACCGCCAACCAGCCAGACGAUGCACUGCCUCUCGGACCUCGACACCAGUUUGGACAGUAACGGGGAUGAAAAGUUCAGGAGACCAACGUCGUUGCCAAGAUGCGCUAGUUGUAUCGGGAAGAUUAGUCAUUUGACCAGAUCAUCUACUAUGGGAACGCCCGGCUCAAUCAUGUCUCCUGUUUGGACAAUGGAAAAUAUUAUAGAGAAACGUUCCGACUCUGAUCGUGCAUCAAUUUACUCGAGAUCAAGCGGAAGUGCCUCCGAAUACAGUGUACCUCGCAGUAGCUGCCACUUAGACAAGAGUUUUGACUCCAAACGUGCCAGCCCUGUUGCCUGCUGUACACCGACCAUACCGGCGAAAACUAGCAGUACAUGUCAAUGCUGGCAACAACCAAAGCCAUGUUGCUGCAGGAAAAAGACAUUUAGUGGGCCGUACGAAAAUUAUGACGUACCCAAAACGCCAAUGCCUUUAAUUCAGGAACAUCCAAUUGAUAGCAGCACAGAUGUUUCAAGUCUCUAUGAUACACCAAAGAAAUUAAAAUGUCUUCUUAACGGUCAAUCGUGCAAUUGUUCACAUAUUAUGAGUGAGACCAAAAAUGAAGACAAUAACCAAACAAUUCAAAAUAAUAACGCAUGUGAUACUAGUGUUAAUAAUAACGAUAUGUCGAUAGAAUCACAUUCUAAUUACGUAAACGUUACCCCUGUUACCAAAAAGAAAGUACCCCAAAUAGAUUACGGCAAUUACGCAAAUGUUGAUCUAACGGCUACUUUAGAAAAGUUCGAAAGUUCAUUGCAGAUUCUUCGAAGCGCUGGAUUCAGUCAAGACGAAUUAGAUGCUUUAGAAGAUAUCCCUGAACACGAUGACGAUAUUUCCACGGCAACAACGAAUACAGUCCAUCCGUCAGCUGAGUGUUGUAAUGACCAUUUAAAUUAUAUGCAUAUGGAGCCAUUAGAAAACAGCAGCUCUAGUAACAGCAAUAAAAAUUACUCUGAUAACAUUAGUAGAAUCAGUCACGUAUCUGAUCCUACACAACAUUCAGACUCUAUCAGCACCAUAAGUACCAGACGUUCUAGUUCAGCUGACUUCACCAAAAGGCACGAAGACGAUUAUGGUAUACAUAGUCAAAUUUGUUUUACACCAACAGUACUUAGAAAAGCGUCUAAAAAUGAACGAAUCAAUGAGGGUACACUAAAAAAGCCAUUAGAAAUUGUAGAGCCAACAGAUAAAGCUUUUAAAGUGCCGGAAUUGAAAAGCGAAAAUAUGCUGGUUGCUAGAAUUCGAGAUGUUGUGAAGAUCAGAAGAUCUUCUAGUGUACCGAGUAAAUCUGAUAAAAAUCGCGACUCUUCAAGUUCCAAUGAUUCGGGAGUGUCGACGGGAUCAUUGAAACACCAUAGAGGUGACUUUAAUGAAUUUGAAAUGCCUAUAACUAAUUCGAGGUCUAGCAAGAAACACAUAAAGUGUAACAAGCAAAUGAGAAUGUCUUUGACUCCGGUCCACACACCGUUUCCAAAAUCUAACUCUUCGGACCCAUUAAAGAACUUGACAUUCCAGUUUGAAGACGGUUCAGCUUUGAUGAAAUCUAAUUCUUGUGAUGUCGAUACGUUAACGAGACGGAAGAGAAAUACUUUAGACACCGAUAUCACAGCGCGACACAGUCAACUAACCAACAAGAGCACAUCCAGUGGUGCCUCGGACACAUCUGACUACAUGGAGUCUCUGUCUGUCUCCUCAUUCAGCUCUUGUGACGUAUCCGCGGACAGGCACGCGGCUAGGCCGAGAUCCGGCAAGGAGUAUGCCAGCAUAGAUAGAGCGGCGUUAGCCAGCGUCUGCGAUAUUGGCACUAAUUAACUCUGGUUCCAAUGUUGGCACCAAAUAAUUUUGACGUCAGCGCUGACUGAUAUUUCUAUCAACGAUAAGGAUGGGUAAUAUAUAGCAAUACCUAUAUAUUGUAGUUGCAAUAUCUAUACAUAUAUUGGAUCAGUAACAGAUAUAUUAACUAUCGAUUAUCCAAUAUAUAAUAUCGAAAAGAAGAAUCCGUUCAUAAUGGAUAUAGAUAUCUAACUGGUAUCGGCGAUAUCGAAAUAAAUAGUCAUCAAUGUCCUAAAGAAAUCAAUAUAUAGAUAUCAGAUAUUACCAAUCCCUAAUCAACGGCAGUCAAAUUUAAUAACAAUACCAUGUAACUCUGAAAAUUAAAUUUUUUAACAUCUUUAUUUUUAAUUUAUUAAAAAAUUUUAAGCUAUAUUAAUAAAUACGCUAAUCCUCAAGAUUGGCAACAUACGAGGAACACCAAAGGCGUCAUAGUAUAUUUUGUGAUUUCCAUGAUGCUAUUUAUGCGUUAUACAUAGUAAUUUUUGUCUGACUAGCAUACUUAACUUUUAUACUUUUAUUUUUGUAAUUAUAUAUGAAUGUAUAUAUAUUUAUGUAUUUGUAUGUAAGUAUGUAUUUCUAUGUAUAAGUAUUUAUAUAUUUGUAUAUUUAUAUGUAUAUAUAGAUUUAUUUGAGUAUGUAUUAGUAACUUAAAAUAUACAUUUAUAUAUUCACAUUAUUGUACGUAUGCAUAUCUCUAUAUGUAUUUAAAAACAGAGUUUCGUGCCUCCAGUCAAACUGUUUAUAAUUACUCCUCUCCAUCCAAAGAUUGCCUGGAAGAGAUCGCUCUUAGCUAUAAGGCCGCCCAUUUUUUUCUCAGUGUAAUAUUUUCUUGUAAUUGUUUGUAUUUAUAAUAAGUUUACUAUUGUAAUCUUUCUAUCUAUCUAUACAUAUAAGCGACAGUCCACCUUCCAUCAUACAAACAUCAGUUUAUCUUCCAUUAUAAAUUGCAUGAAAUUCUUUCCUCCAUUUAAUUUGUCAAAUAACUGACCGUUUAUAGCUGGCUAUUUUGUUUUUUUUUUUUCGCCUAUAAAUUGUAAAAUAGCAGUUAACAAUGUCAAAGUGUCAAAUAAAAAAAGUCAGAUAAAACUUCAAAGCAGGUUUUGCAUUUCAGACGAAUUAUCAUACUGAAGACUAGGCAGCAUGGCCUCCGACCUUAGCCUAUUCCAUAACGGAACAAACGUACUAAAAAAAAGCACGUUUUGCUUUGAUUUCUCUCUAUGUCUUGAUUUUGAUAAUUUUUGCUGUUUUCUGAAUCUUGUUAGUGUUUUUAAUCGAUUCAUUCGAUUAUUCUUUUUCCCCCUUUCCUAUUAUAUGCUCUAGUACUUAAAACUUCUUUUUGUUAAUAAACCUAAAGUGUCUAUAAUUUAAGAAACCAAAUGCGAACGUGAAUAAAAAGUGAAAAAAAAUAAAGUGAUUUGGUUAUUUUAUCGAUUUUUUGUCUGCUUUUACCUGUUUUUGCUAUGGAUAUCAUCAACCUCCUAAAAUUUUCUUGAGGAAUUUAAACACCGAAAAAUUAAGAAACUAUGUUAUUUUAAAUCCAUCGAUUGUGAAAUGCGUAAAUAAAUCAGGAAAAAUAUAUGUAAUUCAGUAAAAUUUAAAACUAAAAAGUUUUAACCCUUCUUUGCUUAUGCAAUUAUUACCAUUAUUGGUGGAAAUUUCCAUCAUAACAUUGAAUGCCCAAAAAUUAUAUAAAAGAACAAGUUCACUUUAAGUAGAUCGUGUAUGAAUACCUUUUAUCCAUUACGAAAAAAAAUCAUAACUGUCAAAUUUAUUUUUUUAUACCAUUUUUCCUUUAAUUUUGAACAUGAAUUGACUUGACAAAUCACCUUGAUUUAUUUCACCAAUAAAAAAAUUUAUGCAAAAAAGGGUUAAUCCAAUUGUCAUAAAAAUACACCAUAAGUGAUGUUUGUAAAAAGAAACAUUCAAGCAAUACUUCGCAUUUUUAUUUGGACAUCAGACUAUCGUAUGAUCAGGACAAAUAUACCUUAUUUGUAUAUUCUAUUAUUAUAAUACAUUUUAAUUAUGUUCUAUUCAAACAUAUUAUAUAUAUUCAGAUAUAUAUAUAUUUUUUUAU
This is a messenger RNA of Galleria mellonella (greater wax moth), 5107 nucleotides long. RefSeq lists its product as uncharacterized. Bases 412 to 3012 code for a protein of 866 amino acids. Gene Ontology annotation, molecular function: protein kinase binding. NCBI's taxonomy places the organism in Eukaryota, Metazoa, Arthropoda, Insecta, Lepidoptera, Pyralidae. Gene Ontology annotation, biological process: neuromuscular junction development; positive regulation of protein tyrosine kinase activity. The transcript has 10 exons. The record is from RefSeq and is a predicted model, not a curated record.